This is a messenger RNA of Merops nubicus (carmine bee-eater), 1669 nucleotides long. RefSeq names its product chaperonin containing TCP1, subunit 5 (epsilon) (gene CCT5). Gene Ontology annotation, biological process: protein folding. The transcript is spliced from 10 exons. NCBI's taxonomy places the organism in Eukaryota, Metazoa, Chordata, Aves, Coraciiformes, Meropidae. The record is from RefSeq and is a predicted model, not a curated record. Gene Ontology annotation, molecular function: ATP hydrolysis activity; ATP-dependent protein folding chaperone; ATP binding. The coding region runs from base 4 to 1515 and encodes 503 amino acids. Gene Ontology annotation, cellular component: chaperonin-containing T-complex.
AUAAUGGCAGCAAAAGCUGUAGCAAGUACUCUGAGAACAUCCCUUGGGCCCAAUGGCUUGGAUAAAAUGAUGGUGGACAAAGAUGGUGAGGUGACAGUGACAAAUGAUGGCGCUACCAUUCUGAAUAUGAUGGAUGUGGAUCACCAGAUAGCCAAACUUAUGGUGGAGCUGUCAAAAUCUCAAGAUGAAGAGAUCGGAGAUGGGACUACUGGUGUCGUUGUCCUGGCGGGGGCGCUGCUGGAGCAGGCGGAGCAGCUGCUGGACCGCGGCAUUCACCCCAUCCGCAUCGCGGACGGCUACGAGCAGGCGGCCCGCAUCGCCGCCCGGCACCUGGACAGCAUCAGCGACAGCUUUCCCGUGGAUCCCCACAACACCGAGCCGCUCGUCCAGACCGCAAAGACAACGCUGGGCUCCAAAGUAGUUAACCGUUGCCACAGACAAAUGGCAGAAAUCGCUGUAAAUGCUGUACUGACAGUAGCAGAUAUGGAGCGUAAAGAUGUUGAUUUUGAGCUGAUCAAAGUACAGGGAAAAGUGGGAGGUAGACUGGAAGAUACACAGUUGGUUAAAGGAGUGAUUGUGGAUAAAGAUUUCAGUCAUCCACAGAUGCCUAAAGAGCUCAAAGAUGCUAAAAUUGCAAUCCUUACUUGUCCGUUUGAACCACCUAAGCCUAAAACCAAGCAUAAGCUUGAUGUGACUUCUGUUGAAGAUUACAAGGCACUGCAGAAGUAUGAAAAGGAGAAGUUUGAAGAGAUGGUGAAACAGAUAAAAGACACUGGUGCAAACCUUGCUAUUUGCCAGUGGGGUUUUGAUGAUGAGGCAAAUCAUUUGCUGCUCCAGAAUGAGCUGCCUGCUGUUCGCUGGGUUGGUGGACCUGAGAUAGAACUGAUUGCCAUUGCGACCGGAGGACGCAUCGUUCCUCGCUUCUGCGAGCUGACGGCGGAGAAGCUGGGCUUCGCGGGCGUCGUCCGGGAGAUCUCCUUCGGGACCACCAAGGACAGGAUGCUGGUCAUUGAGCAGUGCCAGAAUUCCAGAGCUGUCACCAUUUUCAUUAGAGGAGGAAACAAAAUGAUUAUUGAGGAAGCGAAGCGGUCCCUGCACGACGCGCUGUGCGUCAUCCGGAACCUCGUUCGGGAUAACCGCAUCGUGUAUGGCGGUGGGGCAGCGGAGAUUUCUUGUGCCUUGGCAGUCAGUGAAGCAGCAGAUAAGUGCCCAUCUUUGGAACAAUAUGCUAUGAGGGCUUUUGCAGAUGCCCUGGAGGUAAUUCCCAUGGCGCUGGCAGAGAACAGUGGGAUGAACCCCAUACAGACCAUGACUGAAGUGCGGGCUAGGCAAGUGAAAGAAAACAACCCUGCACUCGGCAUUGACUGCUUGCAGAAGGGAACAAAUGAUAUGAAGCAGCAGAAUGUUAUAGAAACCUUGAUUGGCAAGAAACAGCAGAUUUCUCUGGCAACUCAGGUUGUUAGAAUGAUUCUGAAGAUCGAUGAUAUCCGUAGGCCUGGAGAAUCUGAAGAGUGAAGGCUGGAAAGCAAGGACCAUCGAGGGGGCCUGGGCAGUAGCGAAGAUGGUAGUGUUCUGAUGCUUCCUCUUCAGCUGUUUAUUUCAGACACUGUUUCAGAUACUGUAAUGGCUAAUUGUUGGAAAUAAAACAGUUUAGCAUUGGUGGUUUCAA